Enterobius vermicularis (human pinworm) is the source of this 1338-nucleotide messenger RNA. Lineage: Eukaryota; Metazoa; Nematoda; Chromadorea; Rhabditida; Oxyuridae. The record is from the annotation of a GenBank genome assembly.
AUGUUUUCGAAGGACGAUAGUUGCAACUCUAAUGUUAAGUUUGACUUAAACUCUGCGAGCGUAAAUAACAGUAACGGUUUGCGGGACGGUGAAGUGCGACGAAAACGUCAGCUGUCGCUUUCUGUUCCUCCGACGCCAUGGUUUGGACUAGAUAUUGGUGGCACUUUAACCAAACUAGUUUAUUUUGAGCCGCAGGAUGAGAAUGAGGUUGAAAUUCCUGCGGAUGAGCUGUCUCGUGGUCAUACAAUCCAACGUUACUUAAAGAUGUCUAAGGCAUAUGGGAAAACGGGCACUCGAGACAGUCAUCUACAGUUGGACAAUGUUGAAUUCAAUGGUCGAAGAGGUGUCCUUCAUUUUAUUCGUUUCCCUACAGAUCGCAUGAAUGAUUUUUUAACGCUGGCAAGAAGCAAAGGUUUUGCGCAAUUGAGCAGCACUGUUUGUGCAACUGGCGGCGGUGCUAUCAAAUAUGCAAAACAGGCAGAAACAGAAUUGAAUGUCUAUUUUCAUAAAGCAGAUGAGCUUGAGUCUUUGAUAAAGGGAAUUGAGUUCGUCGCAGCUACCAAUCCAGACGAAUGUUAUUAUUAUGAGAACCCACUUGAUGACGAAAAAUGUGAGAAAGUAAUAUGGCGGUGGUCGAGUGGUCGGUGUUCCACAAAUGAUUUGGAAGAUUUUGAAAAAAAAGAUGGACUUCAGUAUCCCUAUAUCGUUUGUAAUAUUGGCAGUGGUGUUUCGGUUCUGGCAGUUAGAGGGCACGACGAUUUUGUUAGAGUUUCGGGAAGCAGUAUUGGUGGUGGUUUUUUCCAAGGCCUGUGCGUUAUUAUGUGUGGUUCGGAAACAUUCGAAAAUUCCAUUGAACUUGCUUCUAAAGGGGAUAAUAAAAACGUUGAUAAACUUGUAAAAGAUAUUUAUGGAGCGGACUACGAGCAAGCUGGACUUCCUGGCGACAUUGUAGCUGCCAGUUUUGGUAAAAUUGGCUCCAAAAAAGAUCUCGUAAAUAUUCGUAAAGAGGAUCUAGCUCGUUCCGCUUUAGUGACUACCACAAAUAACAUUGGCUCCAUCGCCUUUGGUGCUGCAAUGUCUUAUAGGAUUGAUCGGAUAGUUUUUGUAGGAAACUUCUUGCGAGUAAAUCCAAUUGCUGCACGACUUCUCAGCAAUGCAAUGACAUUCUGGUCAAAGGGUACUAAGAAAGCACUUUUCCUUAAUCAUGAGGGUUAUUUUGGUGCUGUAGGAUGUUUGGAUAAACUGGUCUAUCUUACUGAAAUCAGGCGUCAGAUGCGUGCUGAAGAACGCAGACUAGAAAAAGAGGGUUUGAGAAAACCUUCAGAAAAAUUGUAUUAG